Molecule: messenger RNA, 6861 nt
Organism: Pantherophis guttatus
Lineage: Eukaryota; Metazoa; Chordata; Lepidosauria; Squamata; Colubridae
Source: RefSeq, a predicted model, not a curated record
CGGCUGACAGUCGGAGCGGCUGAGCGUAGCGCUAGGCUGGCGGGCGGGCGGGCUGGCCGUGAGGAGCGCGGAGCAUCCGACGACGGGGGAAGCUGGCGAGGGCCGGCCGGGGACACGGGCAGAGGCAGGGCGCCCGCCCGCCCGCGGCAUCGGCCCCCCUGGAUGGCAUGUGGCUGGUCACUUCUUGCCUCCUGCUGCUCAACUCCUGGACCAGCCCAGCACACACUGAAGAUGUGGGUACCAGCCUCUAUUUUGUGAACGACUCCAUUCAGCAGGUGACCUUCUCCAGCUCUGUGGGAGUGAUCAUCCCUUGUCCAGCAGCAGGAUCACCCAGUGCCACCCUUCGCUGGUACCUUGCUACUGGGGAUGACAUCUAUGAUGUCCCACACAUCCGCCACGUCCAUGCCAAUGGAACUCUUCAACUUUACCCCUUCUCGCCAUCUGCCUUCAACAGCUUUAUCCACGACAAUGUUUACUUCUGCACUGCAGAGAACUCCGUGGGCAAAAUCAGGAGCCCAAACAUCCGGGUCAAAGCAGUGUUCAGGGAACCUUACACAGUUCGAGUGGAGGAUCAAAGAUCAAUGCGUGGAAACGUGGCGGUUUUUAAGUGCCUCAUUCCUUCUUCAGUGCAAGAAUAUGUUAAUGUUGUAUCCUGGGAGAAAGAUACAGUUUCUAUCAUCUCUGAAAAUAGGUUUUUCAUUACUUUCUAUGGUGGGUUGUACAUAUCAGACGUCCAGAAGGAAGACGCCCUGUCCACCUAUAGGUGCAUUACAAAGCACAAGUAUAGUGGGGAGACGCGGCAGAGCAAUGGUGCCCGCUUGUCUGUCUCAGACCCAGCAGAGUCCAUCCCAACCAUUCUAGACAACUUCCAGGACCAGGAAGCAAAGGUGGGGCAACUAGUGGAAUUGCCAUGCAUUGCCUCUGGAUACCCGAAUCCUGCCAUCCGAUGGGUAAAGGAUGGAAGGCCCCUGCCUGCUGACAGUCGAUGGACCAAGCGUAUCACAGGCCUGAUGAUCAGUGAUUUGCGUGUGGAAGACAGUGGGACCUACAUCUGUGAAAUCACAAACACUUUUGGGUCUGCUGAGGUCACUGGGACCCUGGAAGUAAUUGAGCCACUGCGAGUCACCCUCACACCAAAGAAGCUAAAGACUGGUAUUGGAAGCACUGUUAUCCUCUCUUGUGCACUUUCUGGCUCACCGGAAUACUCCAUCCGUUGGUUCCGCAAUACGGAGCUGGUGGUUCCAGAUGACUUCGUCUCCAUCCGGGGAAUCCACAAUGAGACGUUGCUCAUCACGGCUGCCCAAAAGAGCCACUCAGGGGCCUACCAGUGUUUUGCCACCAGAAAGGUCCAGACAGCUCAGGACUUUGCUGUAAUUGUCUUGGAGGAUGGGACCCCCCGGAUUGUCUCCUCCUUCAGUGAGAAGGUGGUGAACCCUGGUGAGCAGUUCUCCCUGAUGUGUGCAGCCAAGGGAGCCCCUCCCCCCACCAUCACCUGGUCCUUGGACGAUGAGCCCAUCCAGAGAGAUGGCAGCCACCGCACCAACCAGUACACCAUGUCCGAUGGCACCACUGUGAGCCACAUGAAUGUGACAGGCCCACACAUCAGGGAUGGAGGCGUCUACCGAUGUACUGCGCGGAACUCGGUGGGCAGCGCCGAAUACCAAGCGCGAAUAAACGUAAGAGGCCCUCCCAGCAUCCGUGCCAUGAAGAACAUCACAGCUGUGGCAGGCCGGGACACCUUCAUCAACUGCAGGGUGAUUGGCUACCCAUAUUACUCAAUCAAGUGGUAUAAGGACUCAUUACUCCUGCCGGAUAACCACCGACAAGUAGUCUUUGAAAAUGGCACUCUCAAGCUGAUGGAUGUCCAGAAGGGGAUGGACGAAGGAGAAUACCUUUGCAGCGUCCUCAUUCAGCCGCAGCUCUCUAUCAGCCAGAGUGUCCAUGUCACUGUGAAAGUUCCUCCUCUGAUCCAGCCCUUUGAGUUCCCUCCGGCUUCCAUUGGGCAACUUCUGUACAUUCCAUGUGUGGUCUCUUCUGGCGAUAUGCCGAUCCGCAUCACUUGGAGGAAGGACGGGCAGGUGAUUGUCUCAGGCUCUGGCAUCACCAUCGAGAGCAAGGAGUUCAUGAGCUCCUUGCAGAUCUCCAGCGUCUCCCUGAAGCACAACGGCAACUACACCUGCAUUGCUAGCAAUGCUGCUGCCACCAUUAGCCGAGAGCGGCAGUUGAUUGUGCGAGUGCCUCCUCGUUUUGUGGUCCAGCCCAACAAUCAAGAUGGGAUUUAUGGCAAAGCUGGGGUCUUGAACUGUUCAGUGGAUGGGUAUCCCCCUCCCAAAGUCAUGUGGAAACAUGCUAAAGGCAGUGGGAACCCCCAGCAGUACCACCCUGUCCCCCUGACAGGCCGCAUCCAGAUCCUGCCAAACAGUUCACUGCUCAUCCGGCAUGUUUUAGAAGAAGACAUCGGCUAUUAUCUGUGCCAGGCCAGCAACGGAGUUGGGACAGACAUCAGCAAGUCCAUGUUCCUCACCGUGAAGAUCCCAGCUAUGAUCACCUCCCACCCCAACACCACCAUCGCCAUCAAGGGCCAGGCUAAAGAGCUGAAUUGCACAGCUCGUGGUGAGCGCCCCAUUAUAAUUCGUUGGGAGAAAGGGGACACCGUGAUCGAUCCUGACCGAAACGUCCGAUAUGCCAUUGCUACGAAGGAUAAUAGUGACGAGGUCAUCUCGACCCUCAAACUCAAGCCCGCUGAACGAGGAGACUCUGUUUUUUUUUCCUGCCAUGCGAUCAACUCCUAUGGUGAAGACCGAGGACUUAUUCAACUUACUGUACAAGAGCCACCAGACCCUCCAGAACUGGAGAUCCGAGAAGUGAAAGCCCGCAGUAUGAAUUUACGGUGGACUCAGAGGUUUGAUGGCAACAGCAUCAUCACAGGCUUUGAUAUUGAGUACAAGAAUAAGUCUGAUUCCUGGGAUUUUAAGCAAUCUACCCGGAACAUCUCUCCCUCCAUUAACCAGGCCAAUAUUGUGGAUCUUCACCCGGCCUCUGUAUAUAGCAUCCGCAUGUUUUCAUUCAACAAGAUUGGCCGCAGUGAGCCAAGCAAGGACCUGACCAUCAGCACGGAGGAAGCAGCUCCUGAUGGUCCCCCGCUGGAUGUCACCUUGCAGCCAAUGACAUCCCAAAGCAUCCAGGUCACCUGGAAGGCCCCAAAGAAAGAACUCCAGAAUGGGGUUAUCCGAGGCUACCAGAUUGGCUAUCGGGAGAACAGCCCAGGAAGCAGUGGGCAAUAUAGCAUUGUGGAAAUGAAGGCCACGGGGGACAGUGAAGUCUAUACCCUUGACAACCUGAAGAAAUUUGCCCAGUAUGGUGUGGUGGUGCAGGCCUUUAACCGGGCAGGCACCGGCCCCUCGUCCAGUGAAAUCAAUGCCACCACGCUGGAGGAUGUUCCCAGCCAGCCCCCUGAAAAUGUGAGGGCGUUGUCCAUCACCUCCGAUGUGGCCGUCAUCUCAUGGUCUGAACCCCCUCGGAGCACUCUCAAUGGCAUCUUGAAGGGCUACCGUGUCAUCUUCUGGUCUCUCUACAUGGAUGGUGAAUGGGGGGAGAUGCAGAAUGUCACCACCACUCGGGAGCGAGCAGAGCUGCGCGGCAUGGAGAAGUUCACCAACUACAGCGUGCAGGUCCUGGCCUACACCCAGGCAGGGGAUGGGGUCCGCAGCAACGUCCUCCACAUCCAGACCAAGGAAGACAUUCCUGGUCCUCCUGCCGGGAUCAAAGCGGUGCCUUCCUCUGCCAGCAGCGUUGUGGUGUCUUGGCUGCCACCCUCAAAACCUAAUGGAGUUAUCCGGAAGUAUACCAUUUUCUGCUCCAGCCCAGGCUCUGGCCAGCCGGCCUGUUCUCCUUCGGUUCUUCUGCAGGCUCCCAGCGAGUAUGAAACAAGCCCGGAGCAGCUGUUCUAUCGCAUCGCACACCUGAACCGCGGGCAACAGUACCUGCUCUGGGUUGCUGCUGUCACUUCCGCAGGGCGGGGCAACAUGAGCGAGAAAGUCACCAUUGAGCCUGCUGGAAAAGCUCCAGCCAAGAUCAUCUCAUUUGGGGGCACAGUUACGACCCCGUGGAUGAAAGAUGUGCGACUGCCAUGCAGUUCAGUGGGGGAUCCUCUCCCAGCUGUGAAGUGGACUAAAGACAGGUUUUUUUUUUUAACCAAAGGGAAGAGGGGGCUAGGAAGGUCUCUGGCCAGACUCUGCCUUUCUCAUGUUCAGGUCUUCUUUUGCAGUGAUGAUUCAGCUAUUCCAGUCAUUUUGGAUGGUCAUCGCCAGAUCCAGUCCAAUGGCACCCUGAUUCUGCGCUCUGUGAAAGCAGAGGACUCAGGCUAUUACACUUGUACUGCCACAAAUACCUGGGGAUUCGAUACCAUCAUUGUCAACUUGCUGGUGCAAGUCCCUCCAGACCAGCCCCGGCUGAUGGUGUCCAAGACUUCAGCUUCAUCUAUCACCUUGGCCUGGAUCCCUGGUGACAAUGGUGGUAGCUCCAUCCGAGGCUUUGUGCUCCAGUACUCAGUGGAUAAUAGUGAGGAGUGGAAGGACGUGUUAAUUGCUUCCGCAGAGCGCUCCUUCAAGCUGGGCAGCCUGAAAUGCGGGACCUGGUACAAGGUGAAGCUGGCAGCCAAGAACAGCGUUGGAGCUGGUCGUAUCAGUGAGAUCAUUGAGGCCAAGACCCACGGCAGAGAACCAUCUUUCAAUAAGGACCAACAUCUGUUCACCCACAUCAACUCCACCCAUGCCAGACUGAGUCUGCAAGGCUGGAACAAUGGGGGCUGCCCCAUUGUAGCAAUUGUCCUGGAGUUCCGACCCAAAAGCACCUGGGUUUGGCAGAGUCUGCGGGCUAAUUAUUCCAGUGAAGUCUUUCUGACUGACCUGCACGAAGCCACUUGGUAUGAACUGCGCAUGAAAGCAUGCAACAGUGCCGGCUGUGGCAAUGAAACCCUGCAGUUCGCCACCCUGGACUACGAUGGCAGCACCAUUCCGCCUAUUAAGUCUGCGCAAGGGGAAGGAGAUGAUGUCAAGAAGCUUUUCACCAUCGCUUGCCCUGUCAUCUUGGCCACACUUGGCGUUGCGUUGCUGUUUGUUGUUCGAAAGAAGCGGAAGGAAAAGCGCCUGAAGCGUUUGCGAGAUGCCAAGAGUUUGGCUGAAAUGCUCAUCAGUAAGAAUAAUCGUAGCUUUGAUACGCCCGUGAAGGGUCCUCCGCAAGGCCCUCGGCUGCACAUCGACAUCCCCCGGGUUCAGCUGCUCAUUGAGGACAAGGAGGGAAUCAAGCAGAUCGGAGAUGACAAAGCAACAGUCCCAGUCUCUGACCCAGAAUUCAACCAGACUGUUAAUCCGCAGACCUUCUGCACAGGGGUAUCGCUACACCACCCAGCACUGAUCCAGAAUACGGGGCCUUUGAUCGAUAUGUCUGACAUCCGCCCUGGCACAAAUCCUGUUUCAAGGAAAAGUGUGAAAUCUACACACAGUGCCCGGAACAGAUACUCCAGCCAGUGGACUCUCACCAAGUGCCAGGCCUCCACGCCAGCACGGACUCUGGCCUCUGACUGGAGAGCGGUUGGCUCCCAGCAUGGCAUCACAGUGACUGAAAGUGACAGUUUCAGUGCUAGUUUGUCCCAGGACACAGACAAAGGCCGAAACAGCAUGGUGUCCACAGAGAGUGCCUCAUCCACUUAUGAAGAGUUGGCUCGGGCUUAUGAACAUGCCAAGUUAGAGGAGCAGCUGCAGCAUGCCAAGUUUGAAAUCACAGAGUGCUUCAUUUCUGACAGCUCCUCUGACCAGAUGACCACUGGCACCAAUGAGAAUGCUGACAGCAUGACUUCCAUGAGCACUCCCUCCGAGCCAGGCAUCUGCCGUUUCACAGCCUCUCCUCCCAAACCACAGGACAGUGACCGUGGCAAGGGUGUAGCUGUGCCUAUCCCUCACCGAGCAAAUAAAAGUGACUACUGCAACCUGCCUUUGUAUAUGAAAUCUGAAACGUUCUUCCGCAAGCCAGACCUUCAAGACCCUUGUCCUGUAGUGCCACCCCGGGAAGCCUCCAUACGAAAUCUGGCUCGGGCUUACCACACACAAGCCAGACACUUGACUUUAGAUGCCAGCAGCAAAGCCUCGGCUGCGCCACACGCAACUGCAGCCACCACCUUACCUCAGAGAACUCUUGCCAUGCCAGGCUCGGCUAGUGGUGCCCCUCCUGCUGCUUCCACUGCUGCUCCCGCCCCGGCCCCCGAACCUAGCCCGGGUCCUGUUGCUGAGCCACGCUUGCCUACGCAUAGCAAGAUUGGGGGGUCCAAAGACUCACUAUUAGAAAUGAGCACAUCUGGCGUAGGGAGGCCACAGAAGCAGGGAACUGGUGCCUACUCGAAAUCCUAUACGCUGGUGUAGCAGUGGGUAGGAAGGACAGCCAAGAUGUGGCUCUUUCUCCAAGUCAUUUAUACUGGAAUUAAGUGGAGCUCUUGUACAGAAUGGAUUUUUUGUUUUUGUAUAAAUGAAACUAUUUUUCUCUUCUCCAGAAUUGGGGGGGAAGUCACGAGGGCUCCAAGCAUUUGCAGGAACUUCUUUUAUGGAAGAAGCCCUGCUCUCCUUUCGGUGUUGCGGAAGAGGGUGCUGAAUUCUGAUGGGCACAUGCUCUUUCCCAUCCUCUCAUCGCCCUCAUUACGCAGCCUGGUUUUUUUUUGUUUUUUUUUUUAACCCUUUGAGACACUGCAUGUUGUUUUAAUGUUUGGUAAACCAUGGGAUUUGCUUCCAGUUGCAUCUGCCUGUGUUAAUACUUUUUUCUAUUUAAAAAAAAAAGCCAGCGCAGUGUGCAAUAAAAGUUAUGUUUCUAUAA